AUGCACCAUUCCACACAAAUAGCCGUUUUCCUGCAGAUCCUAUGUGCUGUAUUCGUAGGAGUCUCUAGCGCAGAAGUUGGGUCAUCUUGUGGUCGAAACAAUGGUGAUAUCAUUUCAAUUCGAAGCGACCUCGCUCUUGCUGUUUGUAGUGACACAAUUGUUCGGAUUGUUCGAGGGAAAGAUGCUGCAUCAGCAAUGAAGAAUCGCGAAAGCUUAGUGAUCGAUCCGAGAGAACAUCACUCUAAACGAUUCUCUCAAUUCAGUACUGAUUUGGAUGGUGGUGGAAAUAUUUUUUCUUUGAAAACAGAAAAAUUACUUGUUCAAAUCGAUCAUGUUGGCGAGUCGAUUGCCUUAGCGUUCUUGGAUAGCUCAGGAGACUUCUUGUACACUCGUGAGUUAGUUGACUCUAAGGCACAAGGAGACGAUGGUAUCUCUAAUGAGGUGUCAGUACAGCAGAGCUGGUCGUCGGUACCUGAAGAAUCCAUCUACGGUGGCGGAUAUUAUGUCAACAACUUUUUAGAUUUCAAGGGAGCCCCAAUCCACAUGGUGCAAAUGAAUCUGGAGGUUGUUAUUCCCUUUUUAGCUUCCUCUCGAGGUUAUGGAAUCCUGUGGGAUGGGUAUGGCGAAACGUGGCUAAAUCCUCCUCGCAAGUCCAACCAAAUCAAUUUGGAACCAACUGCUCGUAGUCGUGAGCAAAGCCAUGAAACUGUAGCAACUGGGACGUUUACUCCCCCACACAGCGGUUCUUAUUGGUUUUCUUUGGACAUGAGGAACGAUUACUACUUCAAUACCAAUCAUCAUAUCUCACUACAAAUUGGGGGGCUGCAGUCCAAGGAUGGGAACACAAUGACAGCCUGCAACGUUACAGAAAACAACUUACCGAAGGUGCUUCUAUGCAAAGUUGAUGGUUUGAAUCAGUUCAACAAUUACAAGGUUGUACUCAACUACGAUUCUGAUCAAACGCCGAGAGUAUUCUGGAGCUUCCAAGAUCCAACUGGGCCGACAACUCUUCAGACUAAGGACACAGAUUUUAUUGACUAUUACUUCAUGGUUGGCGAAAGCAGUACGGGCGCAACACAGCUAGAUUCCGUAAUGUCGUCAUACCGAAGCCUCACUGGGUCUGCGUCUAUGUUCAGCAAGAAGACAUAUGGAUUUUGGCAAUGCAAGAACCAUUAUCAAAGCCAAGAGGAGCUGUUAGAGGCUGCGAAGCAACUCAGACUACAUGAAAUCCCUGUCGAUAAUAUUGUCCAAGACUAUAUGUAUUGGGGAGACAAGGGUUGGGGACCCCAGUGGGACGAGAAAAAAUACCCAGAUCCUGCUGGAAUGAUCAAAGAGCUGCACAAUGAGUUCUCUCUUUCCUUUAUGGUUUCCGUUUGGUCGAAAUUUGACAAUACAACUUCGUUUUUUGACGAAAUGAAAUCACAGGGCUAUCUUCUUGAUGACUCGACAUAUUUUGAUGCUUGGAAUCCAGGUGCACGGGCUCUGUUUUUUCAAUUCAUCGAAAAUGCUCACCUCUCUAUUGGAGCAGAUGCCCUUUGGCUCGACGCAACUGAACCUGAGUACGAUAACCACUUGAACAAGAAAAUAUUUCUGGGAACGGGAAACCAGUUUCGUAAUACAUAUUCCCUCGAAGUUGCGAAGAGCUUUUAUGAAGGCUUUGUUUCCAAGAUCCCGAAACGUCCGUUCUCGUUGACCCGAUCUUCGUUCGCCGGACAGCACCGCUAUGGUUCUGUGGUCUGGACUGGCGACACAGUAGCCUCAUUUGGCUGUCUUAGAAGGCACAUUGCCAUGAGUAUCAACUAUCAACUGUCUGGUGAUCCGUACUGGUCAAUGGACAUUGGAGGCUAUUUACGUCCGGAUGACCAGUACACUUCCGAAAAGUACAAAAUGUUAAUGAUUCGUUGGUUUCAGUUUGGUACAUUCAUCCCAAUCAUGAGGGUACAUGGGUGUCACGCAAACACUGAGCUUUGGAACUACGGUAACCAAACGCAGUCAAUUAUCGUUCAAUCAGCUUUGAAUCUGCGUUACCGCCUGAUGCCCUACAUAUAUUCAGGAUUUAGGCUGGUUGAGCAAAAUGGGUUUACGAUGCAACGUGGUUUGGUCUUUGAUUUCGGUUUCGAUCCAAAUGUCAGGAGCAUCUCUGACCAAUUCAUGUUUGGAAGCGCAUUCAUGGUGGCCCCAAUUCAUACUGUUGACUCCAGUCGGAGCUACUAUCUGCCACAAUUGGAUCAGGGGUUGUGGCGUGACUUCUACAAUGGGACAGUCGUAGCUGCUGGCUACCACCAUGCAUCGAAUGUGGCUCCAAACAAGACUCUACUGUUCGCGAGAAGUUCCAUUGUGGUUCUCGCUCCCAUUUCGAGUCACGUCCAUGAUCCAAUCACCCUCCUAUCAUCAGAAGUCAGGAUAUAUACUGGGAAGGACUCGUCGUUUUCCUUGUUUGAAGACGAUGGUAUUGAUCCUUCGCCGUCACGACCAUGCACUACCAUACAUUUUUCAUGGUCAGAGAAUAGUUCCAUUCUUCGAAUCGGAAGACUUAAAGGAAAAUCUUAUCCCGGUAUGCCAAGUUCAAGGUUAUUCCAUAUUGUAGUAGUGCGGGAGAACCAUGGCGCCGGCGUUGGUGAAACUGCUGAUCCUGAUGCCACAGUUCAGUAUACUGGAAAGGAAAUCGCAGUUGAAUUGGGACAGAGCCUGGAGCAAGUGAAAAAAUGA
This is a messenger RNA of Cylindrotheca closterium, 2709 nucleotides long. The record is from the annotation of a GenBank genome assembly. Lineage: Eukaryota; Bacillariophyta; Bacillariophyceae; Bacillariales; Bacillariaceae.